GAAGUUGAGGAGUUCUAUGUCAAAUAUAAAAAUUUUUCGUAUCUACAUUGUGAGUGGAGGACUGCCAGCGAGCUUGAAGUUGGCGACAUCAGAGUCUGGCAGAAGAUCAAGAGAUUCAAGAUUAAACAACAAAGCAGUUUUUUUGAACAAUUGGAAGAUGAUGACUACUUCAAUCCUGAUUAUGUUGAAGUUGAUCGCAUUCUCGAUUCCUCAACAAUUGUUAACCCGGACACCAACCAGCCCAUCACUCAUUAUCUCAUCAAGUGGAGAGGAUUGGGCUAUGAUGAAAGCACAUGGGAGUCUGAAAAAGAUGUGGAUAAGCAAAAAGUAAGCUACUAUUCAAUCACAUCUUCAUUACAAAAUUUGUUAAUGCAGAUGAAGCCGCGACCAUCAGCCGAACAGUGGAAGUCGCAUGAGGAAUGCCCUCAGUACAAAAAUAACAAUGUUUUAAGGGAGUACCAACUUGAAGGUCUAAACUGGCUCACUUUUAGUUACUUCAACAAACAAAGUUGUAUCUUAGCCGACGAAAUGGGUCUUGGAAAGACCAUUCAGAGUUUGACAUUCAUAGAGGAGGUGUAUCGACAUGGUAUCUACGGUCCCUUCCUCAUCAUCGUACCACUCUCCACUAUUGCCAACUGGCAGAGGGAAUUUGAGGCUUGGACUGAUCUUAACGUCAUCGUGUACCAUGGAAGCAACAGCAGUCGCAGCAUGUUGCAACAAUAUGAAAUGUACUACAAGGAUCACAAGGGCAAAAGGAUAAACAACUUUUACAAGUUCAACGUUCUGAUAACUACCUUCGAGUGUAUCAUAACUGACCUUGACAUUCUCAGGCAAAUAAACUGGAGGGUGGCGGUCAUUGAUGAAGCUCAUAGACUUAAAAAUAGAAAUUGUAAACUGCUGCAGGGACUGAGCAGCGUUGACGUUGAGCAUCGUCUUCUGCUUACUGGCACUCCACUACAAAAUAAUGUUGAAGAGUUGUUCAGCUUGUUGAGUUUCCUUGAACCCAAACAGUUUGGUUCAUCAGAAACUUUCAUGUUGGAGUUUGGCAAACUUGAGAGUGAUACACAAGUUGAAAAAUUGAAAUCUAUUUUGAAACCUGUCAUGUUACGUCGUCUAAAAGAGGAUGUUGAGAAAAGUUUGGCUCCUAAAGAGGAAACCAUCAUAGAAGUUGAACUGACGAACAUUCAGAAGAAAUAUUACAGGGCCAUAUUAGAGAGAAAUUUUGCUUUUUUGGCUCGUGGAGGUGCAUAUGCCAGUGUGCCAACGUUGAUGAACACCAUGAUGGAACUGAGGAAGUGCUGUAAUCACCCCUUCCUCAUCAAUGGAGCAGAAGAUGCCAUCUUAGAAGAAUUCAAUGUCUCACACGUUCCUGUUGACGCUGAACGACUUUUCCAAACCAUGGUUCAAGCUUCUGGAAAGUUGGUGCUCACCGAUAAGUUGUUGCCAAAGUUAAAGACAGAUGGUCACAAAGUUCUCAUAUUUUCUCAGAUGAUCCGAGUUUUAGAUGUUAUUGAAGACUAUUUGAUACAUAAAAAGUAUUUGUACGAACGUAUAGAUGGUCGGAUACGUGGCAGUUUGCGACAGGAGGCCAUUGACAGAUUUUGCAAGCCUGAUUCUGAUAGGUUUGUGUUUCUGUUGUGCACGAGGGCUGGAGGGCUUGGAAUCAAUCUCACUGCUGCUGAUACUGUCAUCAUUUAUGAUUCUGACUGGAACCCGCAGAAUGAUCUACAGGCACAAGCUCGAUGUCACAGAAUAGGGCAGCAGAAAUCAGUCAAGGUGUAUAGAUUGAUAACGAGAAACACUUAUGAAAGGGAGAUGUUUGACAGGGCAUCACUGAAGUUAGGACUUGAUAAGGCUGUACUGCAAUCUAUGGGCUCUAAGGAUUUUAAUUCAUCUAACCAACUGUCAAAGAAAGAAAUUGAAGAUUUAUUGAAGAAAGGGGCAUAUGGAGCCUUGAUGGAUGAUGAUAAUUCUACAAGCAAUGAUUUUUGUGAAGAAGACAUCGACCACAUUCUACAAAGGCGCACGCAAGUCGUUCAAGUGCAAGCAGGAGUUAAGGGCUCAACAUUUGCAAAGGCCAGUUUUUCACUGUCGACCAACCGAAUGGAUAUUGAUGUCGAUGAUCCACACUUUUGGCAGAAGUGGGCCAAGAAAGCAGAUCUUAAUGUAGAUCAGCUCAUGUCUGCUCAUGAAAACAAAGAAACUAGUGGCCUGAUUAUUGAGAUGCCGAGACAACGUCGUCAGGUGGCCAGAUACGGCAAACAAGAUGAACCAAUCCGAAUGUCAGACCUCGAGUCAAGCGGCGGGUCGGACGAUGAUGAGGAUGGCAAGGGUAGAAGUGGAGGCAAUGAGGAAGGUGCUGAUGAUGAUGACGGUCAUUCUAAACCAAGAUAUUCAAGAAAUGAAUGUUACAAUGUUGAAAAGUGCAUACUGAUUUUUGGAUGGGGAAGAUGGAGCACCAUAUUGGAACAUGGUAGGUUCAAGAAGAAACUGGCUGAAGAUGACAUUAGAAAUAUAACUAGGGCGAUUUUGUUGUACAGCUUGAAGCAUUAUGACGGAGAUGACAAGAUCAAGAUGUUCAUCUAUGACCUUAUUUCUCCUUCUCAGGAUGGCAUGGAAAGCAACUGCAGAAAUCAUUCUGGCUUAUCAGCUCCAGUUCCUCGGGGACGAAAGGGUCGCAGAGGUCAAAUAAACAAAAAGAUUAUUGAGUCUCCAAGCAGGAAGUUUGAUGGUGAUUUGAAGAAAAUUGAUCUUGACUUGGAUAGAUUCAUAUCUGAUCCUAGCUAUAAGAAACAUCUGAAAAGACAUGCCAAUAAGGUACUGUUAAGAGUGAGACUUCUCUUUUAUCUACAGCACACCAUCAUUGGCAAUCAAGCUGAAAAGAUUCUUCAAGAUGCUAAUUACAAGGAUGUGGACAUUGUGGUUCCCCGCAUCGACACCGACCUGCCAUUCGACUGGUGGGACCUGGAUGCUGACAAGUGCAUGCUCAUUGGAGUCUUUAAACAUGGCUAUGAGCGUUAUAACGAGAUGCGCAACGAUCCUGCUCUGUGCUUCCUUAGCAAGUGUGGACCAGCACCAAAUGAUGCCACUAACAGCAGUCAGAUGGAUAUUGAUGAAAAUGACGAUGACGAAGAAAUGAGGUUGCUAUUGGAUGAUGACGACGACGAUGAUGAAGAAGAUCGCAAACAAACAAGAAGAAUUAGUAACAAAAAGAAGCAAAAACAGCUAUCAAGCCUUAAAACUAACUCCUACAGCAGCAGUGCUGACAUCAAGACCAAUGAACUGUCUGGAAAACUGCCAUUCCCGACAUCCUCUGAUUUGAACCACAGGCUUAGAAGGAUUAUAACAACUUACCAGAAGCUCUACAAAAAAGAACUAAUGAGGCAGGAGCAGAGGGAAAAGGUUAGUAAUCUCAUCAGUGAAAGAGAAUUGGCCAGGAAGGCCGCCAUGCAAAACAGAUGGUCGAGAAGAGAAGAAACAGAAUUUUACAGAUUGGUGUCAUCGUUCGGAGUGGAACGCGAUCCAAUUACUUCAGAGUUCAAGUGGAACAGGUUCAGAUCACUUGGACAUUUGGAUAAAAAGUUUGACGAGACUCUAACUGAAUAUUACAAAGCAUUUAUACGCAUGUGCUGUCGAGUUUGCAAAAAGACCAUUCGUUUAUUUUGUUCCGCAGCUAACUUCACAAGUGAUCUGGCAGUGGAGACAAUAACCGAAGAGAGGGCAUCACGAUGUCUGGCCCGAAUUGAACUCAUAUGUAGAAUCAGAGAACGAGUUUUGAUCCACCCUCAAUUUGAAAGUAGACUCUCCCUUUGUCAGCCAUCUCCAGAUCUUCCCGAUUGGUGGAUAUGUGGCAAGCAUGACAAAGAUCUCCUACUUGGUGUUGCAAAACAUGGGCUGUCACACAUGGAAAUAUCCAUCCUUUGUGACCCUGAGUUAUCCUUC
Messenger RNA from Helobdella robusta, 3942 nucleotides. RefSeq lists its product as hypothetical. The transcript is spliced from 25 exons. Gene Ontology annotation, molecular function: ATP binding; ATP-dependent chromatin remodeler activity. Lineage: Eukaryota; Metazoa; Annelida; Clitellata; Rhynchobdellida; Glossiphoniidae. The annotation marks the transcript as partial. The record is from RefSeq and is a predicted model, not a curated record.